Messenger RNA from Motacilla alba alba, 1907 nucleotides. RefSeq names its product interferon regulatory factor 6 (gene IRF6). Gene Ontology annotation, cellular component: nucleus. The transcript has 8 exons. Bases 172 to 1554 code for a protein of 460 amino acids. NCBI's taxonomy places the organism in Eukaryota, Metazoa, Chordata, Aves, Passeriformes, Motacillidae. Gene Ontology annotation, biological process: regulation of transcription by RNA polymerase II; immune system process. Gene Ontology annotation, molecular function: RNA polymerase II cis-regulatory region sequence-specific DNA binding; DNA-binding transcription factor activity, RNA polymerase II-specific; protein binding. The record is from RefSeq and is a predicted model, not a curated record.
CGGGCCAGGUGAGGCGGGGCAGGUGAGGGGCGGGCUCUGGGCGAGCGCGGCCGCCGCUGCCCGAGCGCCGCUGCCCCACGAGCGGGCCCCGCGGGGCGGCCCCGAGCCCCCGCGGGACGGACCCGCCCCAGCCCCACGGACAGACGGACGGACGGACAGAAGGACGGGAGCAUGGCCCUCCACCCGCGCAGGGUGCGCCUGAAGCCGUGGCUGGUGGCCCAGGUGGACAGUGGCAUGUACCCCGGGCUGAUCUGGCUGAACCGCGAGGCCAAGCGCUUCCAGAUCCCCUGGAAACACGCGACUCGGCACAGCCCCCAGCACGAGGAGGAGAACACCAUCUUCAAGGCAUGGGCCGUGGAAACGGGAAAGUACCAGGAAGGAGUGGAUGAGCCAGACCCCGCAAAGUGGAAAGCCCAGCUCCGAUGUGCACUUAACAAGAGCCGGGAGUUUAAUUUGAUGUACGAUGGCACCAAGGAGGUGCCCAUGAACCCCAUUAAAAUUUAUGAAGUGUGCGACAUCCCGCAGUCGCAGGGAUCAAUCAUUAAUCCAGGUUCCACUGGCUCAGCUCCGUGGGAUGAGAAGGAUAAUGAUCUUGAUGAUGAAGAGGAGGAAGAACUGAAUCAAUCUCAGCACGUCCCAAUUCAAGAGACAUUUCCAUUUCUCAAUAUCAAUGAGUCUCCAAUGGCUCCAGCCAGUGCAGAAAACUGCAGUCCUGAAACUGUGUGGCCAAAGAAUGAACCUCUGGAUAUGGAAAUGCCCCCAACAGCGCUGCAGCACGACUUCUUCAGCAGCCCCGAGCUCUGGAUCAGCUCCCUGCCAAUGACAGACCUAGAAAUCAAGUUUGAGUAUCGAGGGAAGGAGACCGGACCCACAACGACCGUGAGCAACCCGCAGGGCUGCAGACUUUUCUACGGAGAGCUGGGUCCUAUGCCAGACCAGGAGGAGCUCUUCGGGCCCAUCAGUUUGGAGCAAGUCAAGUUUCCAGGCACGGAGCAGAUCACCAACGAAAGGCAGAAGAUCUUCACGAGCCGGCUGCUGGAUGUUAUGGACAGGGGACUGAUCCUGGAGGUCAGCGGCCACGCCAUCUACGCCGUGCGGCUCUGCCAGUGCAAGGUGUACUGGUCUGGGCCCUGUGCCCCCUCCUCCACCACCCCAAACCUCAUCGAGAGGCAAAAGAAGGUCAAGCUCUUCUGUCUGGAAACGUUCCUAAGCGAGCUGAUUGCCCAUCAGAAGGGACAAAUUGAGAAACAGCCACCAUACGAGAUCUACUUCUGCUUUGGAGAAGAGUGGCCCGAUGGAAAACCCAGGGAGAGGAAGCUGAUCGUGGUGCAGGUCAUCCCCGUGGUGGCGCGGAUGAUCUACGAGAUGUUCUCUGGGGACUUCACGCGCUCCUUCGACAGCGGCAGCGUGCGGCUGCAGAUCUCCACGCCGGACAUCAAGGACAACAUCGUGGCACACCUGAAGCAGCUCUACCGGCUGCUGCAGAACCACCAGGAGGGCUGGCCCAUGCAGGCCCCGGCCAUGCACAUGGCACAGCCGCUCCCGGCACAGUGACCGGCCCGCGGCUUCCACCGGGCCUCCUUGCGUUGUACAUAUACAGGGGCGUUUCUUAACCUGUGCCUUGCCUCAGCCUCCAUAAAUAAAAUCUGUAAAUCCUGUCAUCUUCUAGGAUUUCAGCAAUUUGUGGUGCUUUUGUUUUGGAAAUGGCUCAAAACAGAGGGGAUUACAGGAAUGCUUCUAACUCCUUCACCCUCUUCAGCUGUUUGCUUAAACAACCCCUCUGUAUACAUCAGAUUUCAAUUCUGUAAUAUUUUUUAUUCUGCUAUAAUACAAUGUAUAUAAACACUUGAUCAUUAGAAGGGGAGAAACAAAAUAAUCUGUGCUCUAUUAAAUCUGCCUGGACAAUA